Messenger RNA from Aspergillus ibericus CBS 121593, 1377 nucleotides. RefSeq names its product transcription initiation factor TFIID subunit 7 family protein. Gene Ontology annotation, molecular function: RNA polymerase II general transcription initiation factor activity. The transcript has 2 exons. Gene Ontology annotation, cellular component: transcription factor TFIID complex. NCBI's taxonomy places the organism in Eukaryota, Fungi, Ascomycota, Eurotiomycetes, Eurotiales, Aspergillaceae. Gene Ontology annotation, biological process: transcription initiation at RNA polymerase II promoter; RNA polymerase II preinitiation complex assembly. The record is from RefSeq and is a predicted model, not a curated record. Bases 1 to 1377 code for a protein of 458 amino acids.
AUGUCUGAUGCGCCUCGUCCAUCCCUCAAGCUUACUUUUGGCAAAAAAAAGGCGCCCGAGGAAUCGUCUCAGAGCCAGCCUCCCGCGCCUCCUCCGUCAACAGAGGCGCCUCACCGCAAACUCACACUGAAGAUCGCCCGCAGACCAGCUCCCGACGCGCAUCCUGACGAUGGCAAGCCAAAGAAGAAGAAGAUCUCCAAGAAGCGUCCGGCAGAGGGACCCGUCUUGCCGGAACCGUCCGUCCCCCUCUCAACCAGCCAACAAUCGGGGCCUAAACGCCUGAAGUUAAACCCGUCGAAGAAGCCUGGUGUUCAGUCGCUUCGCAUCAAGAACAAAGGGCUGGUCCCCAACCGACCGGUGGGCGUAGGCUAUGACUCGGAAGCCUCCGACACGGAAAUCGAUCCCUCCAUCGAAGAACAGUUCAUUCUGCGCAUGCCGGACGGGCCCGAUUGCGACCUUCUACAACGCGCCAUCCGCGAACGUCGAUUCGAUCGGUCGGAGUUCUCUUUCAAACCACUCACCCGGGAGGGCCGCCGCGCCAUCUUCAGGGUCCGCGACCGCCAAUACGCCGCAGCACUCGUGGACUUGCCGUGUAUCAUUGAGGGUAUGAAGAGUUGGGAUCGGCGUGGCUGGUACAAGUCGGCGGAUAUCUGCCAGAUGCUCCUGGUCCUCGGAUCCGUCGCCAACGAACAAGAAGCAAUGGACUACCCGCUUCCUGCCGACAUCUUGCACCCGGAUGACAAGACGCUACAAUAUCCACACGGUCUCACGCCGCCGCUACGAUGGGUGCGGAAGCGGCGAUUCCGGGAACGGAUCAGCACGCGGACCAUCGAGCAGGUUGAGAAAGCCGUAGAGGAUUUAAUCGCACAGGAUGAGGCCUCCCUGGCGCCUCCUCGUUAUGAGCUCGUUGACAGUGCAUCGUUGAAUCGGGCGGAGGGUCUGGUCCAGAGCGGCGAAUACGACUAUGAUGAUGAAUAUGACGAUGAGCAAGAUGCAGAAGGUGAGAUGGAUGAAGGCAUGGAAGACGCUGGUGAGCCACCAUCCGAGGCUGGGGUUUACCAAGCCGGCACCCCCAUGGCCACGAAACCAUCUACGCCGGCGCCGGAUACAUCGGGUGAUGAGAGUGACGGGUCCGACGAUGGCGACGAGCCGGAAGACGAGCUGGAUGAUGAGCAGCUGGAGCAGCAGCGGCAGAUGCAGCAGCAACGGGAGGAAAUUGCUGAAUUGGAGGCACUGAUUCGCGCAGAGACUGCUAAGUGGGAGAAGAUGCAGAAUGCAAUCCUGAAGGGCAAACUGGCCAAGCGAAUCCACGAUCUGAAACAGGAUCUGUCAUUGAAGAAGGUGUCUAUUGGAGAGGGCGACGAUGCCGAUGGUUGA